AUGCAGGAUAUCAGAUAUGUGGAGAUGAACAGAGUGGCUGAGGGCAAGAACAUUGAGAGGUUGAAAUCGGAACUCCAUCUCCUGGACGCUGACGGCAAACAGGAAAACGGGCACACCUUCGACGUGGACUCGAAGCAAAAAAGAUUUCUCCUGGUUUUGUGUUCCACCACAGUAGCAGACUUUGACUUGGCCAGCCACUUGGAUACAGCUCCUGAGCUGGUGGACAGAGUGUACAACCGGCCCACCCUCCAUACGCUGGAGAGCAACACCAUCCAGGGUGCCGUGGAGCCUCUCAGUAUAAAGAAGUUGGCCAGACAGAGGAAGCACCAGUAUAAGAUCUUGUCCCAGCGGAUUGACCGGGAGAAGAAGAUGUUUGUCAUUGGCCAGAAGAUCCAGACCCGCAAAGACCUACACGUGAGUAGGGGAUGACUGCAAGCCGUAGAAGCUUAAUGAUUCGUAAUGCUUAAGACGGUGGUUGGGAAGACAUGGAUUUUGUAUCGAUGGGGUAUUUCUAAGCGUGUCACAUGUUAGCAAAGCCAAAGGUACAUUUCCUCCCUCUGGUGGACAAGUUGUGCUUAAUUCUAGGCUUUUCAAUUGGGUUCUGUUCUAAUUCA
Messenger RNA from Salvelinus fontinalis (brook trout), 614 nucleotides. Its product is annotated as probable U3 small nucleolar RNA-associated protein 11. The coding region runs from base 1 to 429 and encodes 142 amino acids. Gene Ontology annotation, biological process: rRNA processing. The record is from RefSeq and is a predicted model, not a curated record. Gene Ontology annotation, cellular component: nucleolus; small-subunit processome. NCBI's taxonomy places the organism in Eukaryota, Metazoa, Chordata, Actinopteri, Salmoniformes, Salmonidae. The transcript is spliced from 4 exons.